Messenger RNA from Trachemys scripta elegans, 3383 nucleotides. RefSeq names its product chloride intracellular channel 5 (gene CLIC5). The transcript is spliced from 6 exons. NCBI's taxonomy places the organism in Eukaryota, Metazoa, Chordata, Testudines, Emydidae. The record is from RefSeq and is a predicted model, not a curated record. Bases 97 to 1350 code for a protein of 417 amino acids.
CACAAACACUGCUUCCUUUUAAACAGUGUUUAUCUGUUGCCAUCUCCAGCCCCUCAAGAUACCAUAAGAGAGGCAAAAUCCAACCAGCCAGCCAGCAUGGAAAAUGGGGGCUUUACCAACGUCUAUGAAAAUGUAGAGAACACUGGCCUCUAUGAGAUUCCUGAUUCAGAGGAGGCAAAAGAGGAGAUUCCUGAUUCAGAGGAGGCAAAAGAGGAGAUUCCUGAUUCAGAGGAGGCAAAAGAGGAGAUUCCUGAUUCAGAGGAGGCAAAAGAGGAUCAUCUUUAUGAGGAAGUCCAUGAAGACCCAACAUCUCCUUCUCCCACCACCACUCCAGAAAGCAUGGACAUCAGCCGCAGUAAUUCUGUGUCAUCUCAGCAAGGAGCUGAUGGGGAGGAUGGUUCAGCUUCCUCUCAGCAAGGGGCUGAAGAGGACCAGCAUCGCCAGGAAGAGAUGGAGAUGAUGAGCCCAAGGCCCAAUGAUGAAUGUGUAGAGAGGAUGGUGUUUGGAAAUAAAAUCCCAUCUCCUACUGGAUUCAGUCUUCGCAAGAGCCCGGUCACUUCCCCCACCUUCCCAACUUCCACCAGAUUUCCAGCUAACAACAACUUGGGAGAAACUGACAACUUUCAGAAGGAGUGUGAAAUUUUCCUCUUUGUUAAGGCUGGUAUAGAUGGAGAGAGUAUUGGGAACUGUCCUUUUUCACAGCGUCUCUUCAUGAUCCUCUGGCUCAAAGGCGUUGUGUUUAAUGUCACCACAGUUGACCUGAAAAGAAAGCCAGCUGAUCUACACAAUUUGGCCCCUGGGACUCACCCACCGUUCUUGACUUUUAAUGGAGAGGUCAAGACUGACAUCAACAAAAUCGAGGAGUUCCUGGAGGAGAUGCUUGCACCUCCAAAGUACCCCAAGUUGGCUGCUGUACAUCGUGAAUCAAACACUGCAGGGAUAGAUAUCUUCUCCAAAUUCUCUGCAUACAUAAAAAACACCAAGCAGCAGGACAACACUGGCCUUGAGAGAGGUUUGACAAAGGCUUUAAAGAAGCUGGAUGACUAUCUGAACACCCCUCUCCCUGAAGAAAUCGAUGCAGACAGCACUGAAGAGGAGAAAGUGUCUAAACGCAAGUUUCUGGAUGGGGAUGAGCUGACGCUUGCUGAUUGCAACCUUCUGCCCAAACUUCAUGUUGUUAAGAUUGUAGCUAAGAAAUACCGCAACUAUGAGUUCCCAACAGAGAUGAUGGGGCUAUGGCGAUACCUGAAGAAUGCUUAUGCCAGGGAUGAAUUCACCAACACCUGUGCUGCGGACAAAGAAAUUGAGCAAGCUUAUGCAGAUGUGGCCAAGCGGCUCAGCAAAUCCUAACUGACGUCAGCAAGGGCUCAGUAUCCCCAGUUCACAGACUCCUCUCCUUGUUGCCUUAGGAUAUAUUCUUCAUCAUGUUUCUGGUUGGUAUCCCCAUGACUUCAGCUGUUAAAGUGUAUUGGUCAGGGCCAAAUCUGCCUCUCCCUAGAGAAAACAUAAGGCAACAGCAGGAGGGUAAAAAACCCUCUGGAAUCUGAACCCAAGAGCUGGAGCAAGUAUUAUUAUUGGCAAUCAUCAGUAUUUGAAACUAUUCAUCUUUUUUUUUUUUUUUUUUGGAAUAUCAGCCACCUAUUUUAUUGGGAACUUUAAAAAAUAGGAUAUUUAGCUGAAAAUUUCAAGUAGAUGGGUUAGGAAUGUACAGAACUGCUUCUUCUCUGGCCCUUUUCAAGGACACUUUUUUUCUGAUGUGAUCUAUCCAAAAUAACACUGCUAGUGGGAACCUUGAGGUAGUAGGAACGAGGUGUGUAUGAAAGCAAAAAGAGUUUGACCCUAAGGGAAAAAUUUUCUUAGCAGGUAUAUAUUCAGAAACCUCUGUUUUAAUGGGGCUGGAGGAGGUUAUAAGAUGCUCAUUACUGAUGUGGCGCUAGUGAGGAAAGCAUCAGUGAAUAUGUCAAACUUGCAGAUGCUGCUGGGCAUAUGAUUUGCAUAUUUCCACUUCAUCCAAAUCAUAAAAGGAAAAGAGAAUGAGAGAUGAACUGGGCAGUUCUUGGAACAGCAGUGCUGAUACCCAAAAGCCCACUGGCUCUCUGGGGGGAUGUGCUCAGACGCUGUAGUGAUAGGGGCCAUAUAAUUACCCUGUUGUGUAGAAAGAAUCCUCACAGCUAGCUGACUCAUUUUAGAUAUUCUCACCUUAACUGUACAUUUGCCAGCUUAUUUAGAUUGGGAGCCAGUGGUGGGAGUGGAAAUCUGUUGCCUCGCAUGAACGCCAGAUUGGGGAGAAAUACCCAAUUUAUUUUUGAGCUUUUGAAAUUGAUCUCCUUUCAAAGUUCAUCUCCCAUUCUAGAGAACAGGUUGGCCUGAAAACCUUAAGGAGGAUGAGCUAGAAGGGAGACCUGAAGCAGAGAAUCUCCCACUCCUAGCCAGAAGGUUGGCAAGUAUACCAGCACAAAUGCACAAUGGCUUUGUCCCACUCGUUUCCUGCUUCAUAUCACUGCUGUUUAAAUGACCCUUCUGACUGUGCACUAGGGCUGUUUUCCGAAGCGAUUACCAGUAGUUUGUGCUAUGGGCAGCCAUUGUAUGAACAGAUCUGCUUAGUACUGAUCACUUUAUUGGUGAAUUACUUUAAGAAAUUAAGAGCGACAAUUCUUUUGUAUGAAAUAUAAAAGAUUGAGCUGCCUUAGCUAGCUAUAUAUCAGGGAGAGGAAGGCUCCCAAUCUUCAUCAAAUCUGGAGAUGUAUAGUUGUUUGAAAAGAUAAAAUAAAAUUGAACUCUAGCACUCCUUAUCAGACCCCUGCUCCUGUAUGAAACCGCAGUGACCUCAGUGGGACUCCACACUGGCAAACCCUCAAAUGGGGGAACCCAGGAUCAGGCCCUUGUUUGCAAUUAGAAAGCUAAUGGACUGGAGACAACUUAUAAGGCCAGAAUCUGCUCUGUUACAUGGAUGUAGAUCUAGAGUAAUUCCAGUGACUUUGGUGGAGUUACUCUGCAUUCACACCAGCACAGCUGAGAACAGAAUCUUGCCCAUCGAAUGAUGACAUUUAUGGCUGACUGCAGUAUUGCACAGAGCAGUCAAUUUGUUCUGAACUUUCCAAAACCUUGGAAGAAAGUCCAUGAGCUCUCUAGUCUUCCCUCAGAAUGGGCUAUUUAAACAAGCAAAGGUUCACACUCUUUACAAUGUUGCUGAGAAAUUAACUGGCUCUGAGAGCACUAGUAACAGCCAGCAAAAUACAAUGAGAUUAGAAGAGUCCGCACAUGCACAUGGGGCUCAUUAAAAAUGUGUCUUCAUAAAAUAACCAGAUUGGAAUUAUUUGUAUAUUUUAAAAAAAAAUUAAGAUAUUUAAUUAUUUAUUUUGAUUGAUUAAAUUCUUUCUUUC